AUGGCGGCAUCACUGCCCGAUUAUAGAGAAGGAGAAGGAGACACGCCGACCCUGCACUCAAUGGACGAUAAAGAAAAGCAGGAAAUUUCUGUAAAAGAGACGGUUCUUCCGUCAUCUCAUCAAGAAUUUCCUGAAGGCGGACUCCAAGCUUGGUUGUCCGUAUUGGGCGCUAUCCUCGUGCAAUUCUGCACGUUCGGGUACAUCAGCUCUUUCGGAGUGUAUCAAGGGUAUGUGGCUACCUAUCUGACUGCAUAUUCAUCAAGUGAGAUAGGAUGGAUCGGCAGCAUUCAGGUUAUGUUGAUCAUGUCAAUGGGGCUAUUCACGGGUAGAGCCUUUGAUGCUGGGUAUUUCCAUCACUUAGUGCUCGGAGGCACUAUAUUGCAUGGGUUUGCCUUCUUCAUGUUGUCGCUAUCGCAUCAGGACCAGUAUUAUCAGGUCUUUCUUACCCAUGGUCUCCUUGGAGGAGUGGGGUGCGGUGUUAUGUAUAUCCCCAGUCUAGGCAUUCCAUCCCAUUAUUUCCACCGUAAACGCGCUUUGACGAUGGGGAUAGUCUCUGCUGGGGCAUCAGCAGGGGCCGUUAUCCACCCGAUCAUGCUCAACAGACUGUUUCACGGUUCAUUUGGCUUCCACAAUGGUGUUCGCGCCAGUGCUGGCAUGAACCUCGGACUCCUCCUCUUGGCGAAUGUGCUCAUGAAGCCUCGAUUGCCUCCGAAGAAAGCGGCAAGCAUCCAUGUCAAAGCAUUCAUUCGAGAUAUCCCUUAUGUCUUCGUCGUGUUCUCAGGGUUCUUGUGCAUGACGGCCAUGUUCAUUCCCAUUUUCUUCCUCCAAUUGAAAGUAGUCAAGGGCGGAAUGAACCGUACAUUCGCCUUCUACUCGAUAUCAAUCAUGAAUGGAGCGAGCGUCGUGGGUCGUCUCAUCCCGGGGUUCUUCGUCCAGCGCUUUGGUGUCAUUAACCUCAUGGUCGUCAACACCUUCGGGAUAAUUGCCUUGAUGUUCUGCUUCAUGGUCGUCAAGACAGUCGCCGGUGUAGUCUGUUUCGCCAUUUUCUUCGGACUGUUCUCUGGAUCAGUGGUCACGUUGAUGCCUCCUUUGCUUGCAUCCCUUGCUCGCGACUUCAACGAAAUCGGUGCCCGGAUGGGCCUUUGUUUCACACUAAUGGGAUUUGGUGGCCUUGUAGGGAGUCCUAUUGCAGGUGCUCUGCUGACAAGUGAUUAUAUCUGGUGGCGCCCUGUUGUCUUCGGAGGCGUGGUCAUGACCAUUGGGCAACUCCUGAUGAUCAUAGCACGCUUCCUGGUGGUACACCGCAAAGGCACGCAAAAGGUUUAA
Messenger RNA from Pleurotus ostreatus (oyster mushroom), 1326 nucleotides. RefSeq lists its product as uncharacterized. Gene Ontology annotation, biological process: transmembrane transport. NCBI's taxonomy places the organism in Eukaryota, Fungi, Basidiomycota, Agaricomycetes, Agaricales, Pleurotaceae. The transcript has 17 exons. The coding region runs from base 1 to 1326 and encodes 441 amino acids. Gene Ontology annotation, cellular component: fungal-type vacuole membrane. Gene Ontology annotation, molecular function: transmembrane transporter activity. The record is from RefSeq and is a predicted model, not a curated record.